ACUGUAUGCCGGUCAAACUGUCCCUCCCGAAUUGAUUGCUCCACUUAAAGAAUUUCACUGUUCAUUGGAAGAACAGAUCAACCGUAUCGAAUUCCUCAAGCAUCGAGGGCUCUUCAAGAGAAUGGUGACGGCGUCAAAUAUCGCCAAGGAUAUAAGUGAUGUCAAUGCGUGUAUCAAUAAGGCUAUUACUUCGGUCUCGACGGAGGCGUCGAUUUUAACCCUCAUGCAGACAAUUCGAGCAUCGGUGACAUCGGAGCUAUCAAGACUCAAGCGAGCGCCUGCCGAACACACUUACGUAAAGAGCAAGUCCGAAUGCCUUCCAACCACACAGGUCAAGGUACAAGAUUCCAUACUCCGUCAUCUAAAGGAUACCGAGACCCGAUUUGUCUGGUUACGGGGCCCGCCGGGGACAGGGAAGACUGCGAUAGCUAAAAGCGUCGCGUCUACCCUCAAGGCACAGAACACUCUGGCAGCAUCCUUUUUUUGGGAUAAAAACCAGGUCGGAACAGGCCUUGAUUCCAUUGAGCUGUUUCCUUCCACGCUGGCACACCAACUCGCAUGCUUCGAUAGGGAGUUCAUGAUGUCACUUGUCAGGUGCCUUCGACAGCAAGAUCUGCAACUGCCUCAGCAUCUGCCUCUAGAUAAGCAAAUGAAGGCUCUUGUUAUCGAGCCAAUGCGUAAUCUGAUGGAGGUAUUACCUUCCGGAAAGGAUCGCCUUGUCAUCGUCUUAGAUGGCUUGGAUGAGUGUGGAGAUCUAGAAGCACUCGAACGUCUGAUGGAGCUCGUCCUUAUCCUCGAAGAGCUGCCAGCCACCUUUACAGUAUUCGUCAGCUGUCGUCCUGAGUCAUUGGUUGUGUCGGCUUGGGAUGAAGCUCGGAAACGGGGCCUUGUCAUACCAUGUGAAGAUGUGGAUAUAAUUACGAAGGAGGAGAAGUAUCACACGAUCCGUUGUAUGGUGGAGGAUGGCCUUCGAGAUCGUAUCAAGAAAUCUCGGUGGAAACCUUCGGAGGAAGAUCUCCAUGCUUUUACUUUGGCUUGUCGUGAAUUGCCUGUUAUGGCCUCGGUUCGAAUUCGCGAAGUCAUCUCGCAGACACGGCAAGGUCGCACCCUGCAGAGGGAGUUCCAGUACCUGCUUAAUCUCUCCGAUCCACCCAUCGAUCUCAACUGGGAGUACUUGCGAAUACUCCGAAGAGCUUACAUGCGCGGUUCAUCUGCAGUUCCCCUGGAUGUAGCCAAAAUGAAUUGCCAAGGAUGAGGCCCAAGCUGCAUUGGAACCGAUCAGCUCAAUCAUUGAACUUCCCUCCGAGGAUACAGAAGGUGUUAAAUUCUAUCACGCCACAGUGCAAGAAUUCAUAACGGGGAGUCCGAUUGGUAAUGAAAAUAACAAAGUAUUUUUUAUCAAGGACAAGAAAGGAUAUUUUCUCGGACCGCUACUCCUUCGAUUUUUCAACAAUUGUUGCAAGCGGAAUGAAUUUGGGAUACCCACUAAUCCCCCUCUCAGUGACAAAGAAAAAUGGGCAGAUUUUAAACCCUA
This is a messenger RNA of Cantharellus anzutake, 1534 nucleotides long. RefSeq lists its product as uncharacterized. The record is from RefSeq and is a predicted model, not a curated record. NCBI's taxonomy places the organism in Eukaryota, Fungi, Basidiomycota, Agaricomycetes, Cantharellales, Hydnaceae. The transcript has 5 exons. Bases 122 to 1255 code for a protein of 377 amino acids.